CUGCAUAUUAGUGCAUCAUUUCUAUGUGUACACACCUCUGGACCUAUUUGAUUCUGCACCCAGAUAUAUUAGACAUCAAGGCAGUUCAACACAGGAACAAAAUCUUUCGUGAUUUCAAAAUUUCCCAUCUCUUCCCUGGCCCGUAGUUCAUCAUGACAGUGGAGGGCAGCCCAGACAGGUUAAUUGAGCCCAGACCAAUGGAAUAUUCAGGCUGGAAUCAGACAACACCACAAGCCAAAUGCUGUUCCCCAACUCUGAAGAUCUUUAUUGGUUUACUUGCCUUCUGUUAUUUUACAAAAUCCCUAACGGGGGCUUACACCAAAAGCACAAUCACUCAAAUUGAGAGGUGGUUUGAGAUCCCAAGCUCCACAGUUGGUAUCAUCGAUGGCAGCUGUGAAAUGGAGAGUGUGACCAUCACCCCUCAGGACUCUCGCUGGGUUGGGGCCUGGUGGCUGGGUUAUAUGGUUUCUGGGCUGUUGACUCUUCUUGCUGCUUUGCCUCUCUGGUUCCUACCAAGAGCUUUACCUGAAAACCCCCAAACCUCUAAAGCAUAUCACCCCUCAAACCAACACAAACACACACUCAGCAUUACAGAGAUUGCCAAAGAUUUUGGGCCAUCUCUAAAGCGUCUGCUCACCAAUGGGAUCUAUCUCUUGUACCUGGCUUACAGUGUAUUGGCAUUCAAUGCUUUUGCCAUUGUCAUAACAUACACGCCAAAGUAUUUGGAGCAGCAGUUUGGACAAAGCACAUCCAAGACCAAUUUUCUCAUAGGAGUGACGUCUAUUCCACCAGUGGCUCUGGGUAUGUUCCUGAGUGGUUGGAUAAACAAGAGAUUUAAACUAGGUCUGCUGGGAUCUGCAAGACUGAUGUUCUUCACCUCUGAAACCUCAUUGAUUUGCAUAAUACCUUACUUUGCUCUCAGCUGUGAAAACAUAGAUGUCGCUGGGGUCACAGUGCCCUAUCAAGGAUCUAUUGAAGUUCAAGAUAUAAGCCGUGAUUUACUCACUUCUUGCAAUGCUGACUGUGGGUGUCCCGACUUCCUAUGGGAUCCAGUGUGUGGACAGAAUGGAGUGACCUACAUCUCUCCUUGUCACACUGGCUGCAAUUCCACUUGGGGCACAAGACAGAAUAUGACAUUCCAUGGCUGUACAUGUAUCCAGAGCUGGGGAUUGACUUCUGGGAAUUCCUCUGCAGUGCUUGGACAGUGUUCGCGAGAGAGUAGCUGCUCUAAAAUGUUCUACAUCUAUCUGGCACUGCAGUCUCUCUCCUUCUUUGUGUACUGUCUGGGCACUGUUCCCUUCUUCCUCAUCUCAUUGAGGAUUGUGGAUCCUGUGCUGAAGUCUCUCUCAGUGGGAAUACUUCUGUUAGUUUUAAGAAUUUUUGGUGGUAUUCCUGCUCCCAUUUGCUUUGGAGCUCUUAUUGACUCGACCUGUCUGAAAUGGGGCCAAAAUAAAUGUGGUGGAAGAGGUGCAUGCAGAAUGUAUGACAUUGAAACUUUCAGGUACCUAUUUCUGGGACUGGUCAUCUCUCUUCGGGCAUUUAGCUAUACCCUAUUAUGGAUUUUCACCACACAGAUUAAGAGGAAAGUACAGAACGAUAAGCAAAUGUCCAAGAACAUAGAACUCCAAUACCCUGUGCUAUGUGAUCCAGAACAGUAA
Sinocyclocheilus grahami is the source of this 1658-nucleotide messenger RNA. RefSeq names its product solute carrier organic anion transporter family member 1C1-like. The coding region runs from base 153 to 1658 and encodes 501 amino acids. Gene Ontology annotation, cellular component: basolateral plasma membrane. Gene Ontology annotation, biological process: transmembrane transport; sodium-independent organic anion transport. The record is from RefSeq and is a predicted model, not a curated record. Gene Ontology annotation, molecular function: protein binding. NCBI's taxonomy places the organism in Eukaryota, Metazoa, Chordata, Actinopteri, Cypriniformes, Cyprinidae. The transcript has 11 exons.